This is a messenger RNA of Aspergillus saccharolyticus JOP 1030-1, 2101 nucleotides long. RefSeq names its product asparagine synthetase B. Gene Ontology annotation, cellular component: cytosol. NCBI's taxonomy places the organism in Eukaryota, Fungi, Ascomycota, Eurotiomycetes, Eurotiales, Aspergillaceae. The record is from RefSeq and is a predicted model, not a curated record. The transcript is spliced from 9 exons. Gene Ontology annotation, molecular function: asparagine synthase (glutamine-hydrolyzing) activity. The coding region runs from base 109 to 1827 and encodes 572 amino acids.
GCUUCCUCUUCCUCCCCCAGACGGAUUUUCCAAACGCUUGGUCAAUUGCUUCCCGGGUUUUCUGCUGUCCGAUUGUUCAAGUGACUGCUCAAUUGGUUGUCGCCCAGCAUGUGUGGUAUCUUCGCGUGUCAUCAUCACCCCGAUGUGCAAGCAUUCAAGCCCACGGCCCUGCGCAUGGCCAAGGCCUUGCGCCAUCGUGGUCCCGAUUGGAGCGGAAGCUUCAUCUCUGAGAACACCAUCCUCACACACGAGCGUUUGUGUAUCGUCGGUGUCGACUCCGGCGCUCAGCCUCUCGUGAAUGAUGAUGGCUCUCUCGCUCUGGCUGUCAACGGCGAGAUCUACAACCACCGCAUCCUGAGAAAGCACCUCAAGGCCGACUACCAGUUCAAGACACACUCUGACUGUGAAGUUGUAAUCCCGCUGUACAUGGAAUACGGACUGGAUGCCCCCAAGCACCUCGACGGCAUGUUCUCGUGGGUGCUCUAUGACAAAAAGCAAGACAGGGUUGUCGCUGCACGUGACCCCAUUGGAAUUACCAGCUUCUAUAUUGGCUGGUCCUCCCAGACUCCCGGUGCUGUUUACUUCGCCUCUGAGUUGAAGUCUCUGCACCCCGUCUGUGACAAGAUUCAGGCUUUCCCCCCUGGCCAUGUCUUUGACUCCAAGACCGGCGAGUUCACCCGCUACUUCCAGCCCAAGUGGUGGGACGCCACCAAUGUCCCCUCCGCUCCUAUUGACUACAAGGUCAUUCGCAACUCGUUGGAGAAGUCUGUGCGCAAGCGUCUGAUGGCUGAAGUUCCAUAUGGUGUUCUUCUGUCUGGUGGCCUUGAUUCCAGCUUGGUUGCCUCCAUUGCUCAGCGUGAGACUUUGCGCAUGCAGGAGGUUGCUCGCAGUGCUCAGGCGCAGGGAAUCUCAUCCGACUUGGUUGGUAUCGAUGACGAGAACGACCUCUCCACUGUCACUACCUUCCAACAACUGCACUCUUUCUCCAUUGGUCUUCCUGGUGCCCCUGACACUCAGGCUGCUCUGGAGGUUGCCAAGUUCCUUGGAACCAAGCACCACGCCUUCACCUUCACCGUUGAGGACGGCCUCAACGCGCUCUCUGAUGUCAUUUAUCACCUCGAAACCUACGAUGUCACCACCAUCCGUGCUUCCACCCCCAUGUAUCUGUUGAGCCGCAAGAUCAAGGCCAUGGGAGUCAAGAUGGUUCUUAGUGGAGAGGGCAGUGAUGAAAUCUUCGGUGGAUACCUGUACUUCCACGCCGCUCCCAACAAGGAGGAAUUCCACAAGGAGACUGUCAGACGUGUGAAGAACCUUCACCUAGCUGACUGCCUUAGAGCUAACAAGUCUACCUCCGCCUGGGGCUUGGAGGCACGUGUGCCUUUCCUCGACAAGGAGUUCCUCGAGACUUGCAUGGGCGUUGAUCCUGCUGAGAAGAUGAUUACCAAGGAGCGCAUUGAGAAGUACAUUCUGCGCAAGGCUUUCGAUACCACCGACGAGCCCGAUGUCAAGCCUUACCUACCUGAUAACAUUCUGUGGCGCCAGAAGGAGCAAUUCAGCGACGGUGUCGGUUACAGCUGGAUUGAUGGCCUCAAGGAUCAGGCGGAGGUGCAGAUCACCGAUGAGAUGAUGAAAAACCCCAAGCCUGAGUGGGGAGAUGAUAUCCCCGACACCAAGGAAGCGUACUGGUACCGCAUGAUGUUCGAUGAACACUUCCCCCCCACUUGUGCGGGCACUGUCGAACGUUGGGUACCCACAUGGUCCAAGCAGACCGACCCUAGUGGAAGAGCCAUUUCCACCCACAACGCCAAGUAUGACAACGCUGUUUAAACGAGUUUUUAUGCGAUCCCAAGUAAUCUGCGCGGGCCCUCAACACUUUUGGGUAUAGAAGCAUGCAUGGGUGGUUUUAUCCUAGAGUCAGGCAUUGGGACGCAAAAGUAAGACUUGCCUUAUUUAUCAUCUCAUCUCACAAACUGGGUUAAGGAUGGUCUGGGGUUGUAGCGUCAAUAUCCCCAAUGUAUUCUACUUUUUGGAUAGAGUGCAAGGAGUUUGAUGGAGUGUAUGUUAUAAUGUUUCGUGAUGUAGACUGUCAUGGGAUUGAAUA